Messenger RNA from Parnassius mnemosyne (clouded apollo), 432 nucleotides. Lineage: Eukaryota; Metazoa; Arthropoda; Insecta; Lepidoptera; Papilionidae. The record is from the annotation of a GenBank genome assembly.
AUGAAUGAAGAGGAGAAAAUUACUAUAGAAAAAUUAUGUAGAGAAUAUUUAACAUUUACUAAUGAAGUAAAACAUGAGAUAAGGACUAAAAACGAGGAUCCAAUUAAUAUUAAAGCUCACCGUCUACCACCACUCCAAACGGAAGAAAUAAAAAGACAGGUAGAAAAAAUGUUAAAAGAUAACAUUAUUCAGGAAUCUUUCUCUCCUUGGAGUGCACCGGUUCAUGUAGUACCAAAAAAAUUAGACGCGUCGGGUAUCAAAAAGUGGAGAAUGGUCAUCGAUUAUAGACGAAUAAACGACAUUACGACUGAUGAUAAAUAUCCUCUGCCCAACAUUAACGAUUUAUUCGACAUGUUAGGUAAAAGUACAUAUUUUACGACACAUGACUUAGCGUCAGGUUAUCACCAGACAGAAGUCAGAGAAGAAGAUUGA